This is a messenger RNA of Mesorhabditis spiculigera, 1653 nucleotides long. Lineage: Eukaryota; Metazoa; Nematoda; Chromadorea; Rhabditida; Rhabditidae. The record is from the annotation of a GenBank genome assembly.
AUGGCUAAACAUUUAGCAGAAUGUCAUCGAAAGAAACAUCGCGAGUUUCUACAGCGCAUGAAAACGUGGAAAAAAGUGGACAAUAAGAAAAGAAUUAACCCGUUAUUCAGCGGCGCUGCUCACAGCGAUGUUCCGGAGAUCCAGGCGGUUCCAGAGAAACAACCGCCUCAGAUGAACCUCGCCGCGCUUGACCUAUACCUGGGAAAACCUGCAGCAACGCCAAAUUUGACUGCUAACCCGAUAGGACCGGAAAUGCAGAGCGAAAAUAUUCCGGACAGGACAGAAACUUACAUUAAAAUAAGUGUCACGAUGACCCGCUGGAUUCUGGAUGCUUACCACAGGCGAGUAAUGGGGGCUUGUGAAGAAGACAAAUCACCAGAAAACUUGUCCGAAGCCUUGCCCCCGCUGGAGGAUCGGUCCAAUUCCCCCGCCUCACCAGAAAUGCAAGAGAAAAUUGAAAAAUUCAAGGAUCUCUUUCCGCGGUAUUUGAAGCGAGCGGCCUCAUCUGGCCUGCCAUUCAGCAGAAUCGGAACCGCUGUUCCACACCGGAAAUUCAGCCAACGGAAAUCAGAGGACGGCCAGCGCAUCAUUUUCGAGAGGGAAAGCUGCGCGAGCCGGUAUGUAACCAUCGCUUCCCUUGACAAACAGACGGAGACCUUUGAAGUCUCGAGGAAUGGGACUAUAAUUAAAAAAAUGGAGGUCCUUCCGGUGCGCGUCAAAGAAAGGGACUUUAAAAAUGAAGCACUUCCGGCGCCGACAGAACAAUAUGAAGCCGAGGCCGACGUUCCGGAAAGUUCGGGCAGAGCGGCUGAAAGACCGGAAAUUGCUCGCAAGACGGAAUCGCAAGCAGUACCGUUCGACCCGCUGCCGUCGGGGUUGCUCUUCAGGCGAGGACCCGAGCUUCGAAUGCACGCGCUCGGAAAAAGACCUCCAGAGUACAAGCCUCGCAAAGAAAAACAAGAGCUUUGCAAACGCUCUUAUGAAGCUCAAUCUCAGCACUGUUUACUUCGUCCGGAUGUAGAGAAAGUCAUAGGAGGUCAUCCGGUCUGCCAAUUCUUCGACUGCUACGAUGGGUACCGCAAAGAAUUCAUCAAUCGGCUCGCCGCGCGGGUCGUUUGCAAGAACUGCGAAUGGGAGAAGAUCACAGAAGAGGUGUUGCCAUCGACUGACGUCAUGGCUGAGCAUUUACAAUACUGGCAUCAGGACAUCUAUGGACAGUACAAACACCUCGAGAAAUUCUGGAAAAAGGUCGACACCAGAAAGAAGGUAAAUCCGCAGCUACGAGGCGUGGUUCCCCUAAAAAAUUCCAGAAAAUCGCCAGCUAAGAGCAACCCGCAAGGUAUCGAUUUUCAGGGAUUAAAAAGAUUGAUGGAAGAAAGAAAGAAGUUGGCAAAUGGACAUCGAGAUGCGAACCGGGAGGGCGCUGGGGAUUCGGCUGCUGUCGAUACGAAAAAUCGUAUCAACGGGGCCACGUCAUCAAUUCGUAUGAAAGCGGAACACUUUUCAGAUGUUGAGCAAGAGCGGAAAGCUCAAGCUGUACAGGAACAUCGGGAAAAGGCCUUGGCAGGUCCAAGUCCAGCUAAUAAAGCUGUAUGCAGCAAACCCGGAACUUGGUCUCAAAGUGGUAAAGGUAGUGAGAAGGUAAAAAAGAGU